CCGCCGCGCCGCUUCCAUGGCGAUCUCGAGGGCACGGGGCCGGGCGGUGCCCCUCCUCCCGCUCCUCCUCCUCGCCCUCCUCGCCCCGCUCAUCUACUCCGUUUCCAGGACGCGGUUGAGCUGGGCGCCGGAGCAGCUGCCCCAUCCUGCGGCGCCGAAGCGUCCCGAUGUCCUCGUGCUCGGCCCGGCCGCCGGCCAGGGCCGCCCCGAUCGCCUCCAGUGCAAAGGACUUAAAGCUGUGAAUAAGAUCAGCUUAGCAAGUGAAAGAAAAGAUUCUGGAGAACCUGUUUCAUUUGUUACAGUAUUCACAACCUACAAUUCUCACCCAGCUGGAGCUGGAAAAGUGCCAUCUGAUGCUGUAACUGUUGGGAAGCAUUCUUAUAGCAAGGAGGAAAGGUCCAUGGCCAUUCUGAACACCUUCGUCAGUUUCAUACAGGUGUCAAUGCCAGCAAGCAAAGUCAUAAUAUUGACUGAUCCUAAAUCCAAAUUGUCAAUAAAUCAAGGGAGGGCCGCAAUACUUCCUAUUGAAGGAAAUUAUUCUCGAGGAAAUUUGAUGCUUCAGAGAAUCAAGUCUUACAUUGCCUUUCUAGAGCUAAAACUUGAGGAGGUUGACCAAGUGAACAGUUUUCGUAAUUAUAUUUUCACUGAUUCUGAUAUGGCAGUGGUUGAGGAUCUUGGGCAUAUCUUCAAGAGAUAUCCUCACUGUCACCUUGCUCUUACUUUUCGUAAUAACAAAGGCCAACCUCUGAACUCUGGAUUUGUAGCGGUGAGAGGGACCAGUGAUAGUAUCUCUAAGGCUAUCACAUUCUUCAAAAAAGUCCUUGAAGCAUACAACCUAAAAUAUAUGAAGGCUUCACGCAUGCUUGGUGAUCAACUAGCACUGGCAUGGGUUGUGAAGUCUUAUCUGCCAUCGGCUUUUCGGAAAUUUUCUAGGCCUGAAAUAUUUACAGAAGAAGUCAAUGGAGCAUCUGUUCUGUUUUUGCCUUGUGCGGUUUAUAAUUGGACUCCACCUGAGGGUGCUGGACAGUUCCAUGGUAUGCCCUUGGAUGUUAAGGUUGUCCAUUUCAAAGGAUCAAGAAAGCGUUUGAUGCUUGAGGCAUGGGAUUUCUACAAUUCAACCUCUCAAUUAUCUGACAUGUUGUGCCUAAUCUUGAAGAGUGGCAGAACAAAAUACGACUUCUGAACCUUUGGUCCACAAUGAAGUUACACCUGUUCAUCCUCAAUGAACACCGCAUGGUUCCAUUUGGCAUAGGCUCAACUCUGCAGUUCUGAGUCAUUUCCAGAAUCCGGGGGGGGGGCAUGAUGCAAGUAGAGCCAUCCAAGAAAUACAGAUACUGCACAACGAAAACAGGGUGAUCCAGAAUGCAAAGAGAGCACACAGGUGUGAUGAGAAUGACGCGAAGGGUGGAAGCAGGGCCAUACACGAUACUAGCUAUCAGGGUGAUCAUGUAGAAAAGUACCAGUUGUUUUGGUGAUCAUUUUGGUAGCUUUCUCAGUUGUCACACUUUACUAGCUCGUGAUAACAGUUUUUUGGUUGAGGGCUUGAUGCGGAUGAGGUUAUUGUAAUUUUUUUUAUUUCAAUACAUGCUAUUAUUAGCAAAUGAUGUUGCUUUGUUAAAUGAGAAAUAUAGCAGGAAAUAUGACACUUGUA
This is a messenger RNA of Lolium rigidum, 1651 nucleotides long. RefSeq lists its product as uncharacterized. The coding region runs from base 17 to 1183 and encodes 388 amino acids. The record is from RefSeq and is a predicted model, not a curated record. NCBI's taxonomy places the organism in Eukaryota, Viridiplantae, Streptophyta, Magnoliopsida, Poales, Poaceae. The transcript is spliced from 8 exons.